Molecule: messenger RNA, 3083 nt
Organism: Thrips palmi
Lineage: Eukaryota; Metazoa; Arthropoda; Insecta; Thysanoptera; Thripidae
Product: excitatory amino acid transporter-like
Exons: 12
Coding region: 233-1885 (550 amino acids)
Biological process (GO): L-glutamate transmembrane transport
Cellular component (GO): plasma membrane
Molecular function (GO): L-glutamate transmembrane transporter activity; neutral L-amino acid transmembrane transporter activity; glutamate:sodium symporter activity
Source: RefSeq, a predicted model, not a curated record
GAGGCCCCGGGGACCCCGACGAGGACCUCCCGCAGCCGGAGGAGGGGCCCCGGCACCAGGACCCCCGCCGUCCGGACAGUGCCGCGGCGCUCCGUCAAGGACGAGACCGACGUGCGGAUGGUGGCGUUCAGCGGCGCCGUCGUCUGAAGCCCAGCCCGCCGGACUCCCGGACGCGUCUGUGAUACAACCCGCAGCACGUAGCGCGUAGCACCGCGGUAGAGCAGGCCCACUGAUGUCCCGGUCCGAGUCCGGCGGGGCGCGGGGCUCCCUGGGCGGCGGCCUGGGGGGCCUUGGCGCCCUGGGCGGCGUGCGCCGGGGCUCCUCGCGGCCCCAGGACAGCAUCAAGGGCCUCAAGAGCUGGCUCUCCCGCAACCUGCUGCUGCUGGCCACCCUCGUCGGCGUGCUCUGCGGCGUCCUGCUGGGGCUGUCGCUGAGGCCGCUGGACCUGCACGAUGACUGGGUGCUGCUGCUUUCGUACCCCGGAGAACUCUUCAUGCGGCUCCUCAAGCUCAUGAUCCUGCCGCUUGUCAUCGCUUCACUCAUCGCAGGCACCUCCCGUCUGAACGCGCGCAUGAACGGGCGCAUCGCGCUGCGCACGCUGGUGUACUUCGCGCUGACUUCGCUGCUCAACGCCAUGCUGGGCAUCGUCCUGGUGCUCGCCAUCCACCCCGGCGACCCGCUGUCCUUCGGCGAGGACGGCCCGCCCCUGGACUCCAGGGACACGAGGGACCCCCGGGACCGCGCCCAGGUCAUGGACGGCCUGCUCGACCUCGGAAGAAACCUCUUCGCAGACAACCUUUUCCAAGCAGCAUUCCAACAGGUGCACACCGUGUACGUCCCGAAGGAGGAGCCCUUCUCGCCGACCGGGCCCACCGCCGCCACCACCCAGGCCUACCCCGCCGUGGCCGCGCUCACGGCCAGCACGGCCAGCGUGGAGAUGAAGCGCGCCCUCAAGUACAGGGACGGCACCAACACCCUGGGGAUCAUCUUCUUCUGCCUCCUGUUCGGCACCGUGCUCAGCACCAUGGGCAGCAAGGGCAAGGUGGUGGUGGACUUCUUCUGCACCAUCUACGAGGUCAUCAUGAAGAUGGUAUCCGGCAUCAUGUGGCUCACCCCGGUCGGCGUGUGCUCCGUCAUCUGCGGCAAGAUCCUGGCCGUCGACGACCUGGCCGUGGUCAUGGCGCAGCUGGCGUGGUUCAUCCUGACGGUGGUCAUCGGCGUGCUGCUGUACCAGCUCAUCAUCAUGCAGCUCAUCUACUACGCCUUCCUGCGCAAGAACCCCUUCCGCUUCUACGCCAACCUGUUCCAGUCCAACCUGACGGCGUUCGCCACCGCCUCCACCGCGGCCGCCCUGCCCAUCUCCAUGCGCACCAUGGACCGCCUGGGCGUGGACCCGCGCGUCACCCGCUUCGUGCUGCCCAUCGGCUGCGCCGUCAACAUGGACGGCACCGCGCUCUUCAUCGCCGUGGCCACCAUCUUCAUCGCGCAGAUGAACUACAUGACCCUGGGCUGGGGCGACCUGGCCACCGUCUGCCUGACCGCCACGGCGGCCUCCAUGUCCUCGGCGAGCGUGCCGAGCGCCGCGCUCGUGCUGCUGCUGAUGGUGCUGUCCACCAUCGGCAUCCCGGCCGGGGAGGCGUCCCUGCUGUUUGCCGUCGAUUGGUUUGUCGAUCGCGUGCGCACCACCAACAACUGCCUGGGGGACCUCUACGCCGCGGCCGUGGUGGAGCACCUGUCCAAGGCCGAGCUCGAGUCCCCCGACGGCGAGGCGCUCAACACUGCGGAGUUCAACGGGAUCGGCACGUUCGUGGAGGACGGCGACGCGGACCUGGAGGCCGCCAUGGAGAAGGGACCCUCCCUCCACAACGGCUCCAUCAAGAAGUAGACCCUCGAGUGCGACCCGCGAGUGUAGCCAGCAACGAACAAUGCAACUCUGACUGAUAGAAAACCUUUAGGUUUAGGUUGUCGCCCUAGGCGCCGUGCCCCCUGGUAGAGAUGAGAUGUCGCUGGCGACAGGGAAAAGAAAAGUAGCAGACUGUUGUCUUUGACUGAGAGGAGGAGCUUGUCAUUUUGUGAUUUUAUCAGUAUAAUUAUUUUAAACCUUGGGUCAGACGGAGGGCCUUGCCGCUCCCUGUGAGGUGGCAGUCAAAUCUGACCGGACACCCAAGGUUACUAGAGUGGUGCUUGGUUAGGAUUAAACAAGUGCUUUAUUGUACUUCGUAGUCCACACCGUUGGACGAACACCGACCAAAGUGGUGCUGUUCUCGAACACAUAUUUAUGGGCUGUGUUUUUUUUUUCUAUUGGAAAAAAUGAGAGAAAGCUGGAUUUAUUUUCCCCGGAGCGCCGCGAAAUCACUCCAUGUUCCACAAGUCGUCACCGUGAUGGGAACCCUUUAAGAACAUUGUGGACAUAUGUGGCGCUUGAGAGAGAAGGUGGGGAGAGCAGCUUCAAUAGCGAGUGUGAGCUUUAGCUGGUCUCGAGCCACAUAGCAACUAUUUGUGUACCUUAGUGGAUUGACAAGUGCGCGAGAGUACUUGCAACUCGACUGAAUUUUGUAGAUUUAGAGCGAAUGUGUCUCUUGGGGAUGUCUCAAGGAGUGAUCAGGAGAGCGAACCCCACGGACCCUGAGGGGGUGCUCUAUAGAUGUCACGUCGAAAUCACAAUAAUAGUUUGUACCAAAUAUUUUUGUCUGAGAUAUAGGUGGUAAUUACCUCAUGUAGAUUUUAGAAUAUAUGUUUUCUAGAUUUUUAACCGUUUUCCCAGUAAAAUGGCGACAAAAGCCUCUUGCUUUUCGACCAUUGUCACUUGAGUAAUGUUUGUGGAUGUUUUUGAUCAUCGUUUGUUCGGAGCCAAUGUCGGGGAUUGAGCGAAAGAUAUGAUCAGCUUUGUCGAAAAAUAUCCCAGUGAGAAAUGAACUUUUAACGGCUUGCAUCCACGUAGCAUCUCUCUAUAAUGAUUGUAUCACGCGAAUCGCCGAAUUUAAAAUCGACAGAUUAUCUUUUCAUUCCUUGCUGGGAAUUGUGAUGAGUAUCGAAUUGUGGUGCUUUUGUUUUUUAUGAAUAAAAAGCUCAAUGAAGGCGUU